UGACCCACGAUCGCCGAGUAUCAUCCCCCGUUGCAGCGCGACGCUCCUUCCUGUUGCGGCUUCACAAGUGCUGUGUCGCCCGCACCGAAGCCGACACCACGGUCCUUACAGCUUAAUUGCCGGAUAAGCCUCCCCUACGCUCGCUCCCACUGCAUCCUGCAUCGUUGCACGAGCAAUGCAGCAUCGGUAAUCCUACGCGUCGACAUUCUACACAGCACGCCAACUACCGCAAUACGUUAGUUCGGACGAUAAACGACUACACGAAUACGAGUUCGCCUACACAUCCACUAACAUGUUUGUCCGGUCACCUCGCAGAUUUGCGAUUCUUUCCUUUGUAGCGCUUGUAUUUAUAUUAGCUGUAUUACAGCAAAGCCCAUGGGCAAAAGAGAGAGUGUACGAGAAGGUUUCGUUAUUCAAUGAAGCGUACAGAAAUCAGCAAGAGCCCAUACGAAACGACAGCCAGGAGCAGACACAGGCGCAUCUUGAAGAUGCGUGGCAGCACGCGGUGCCGGUGGCGACACCAAGCCCGAGUCCGACGCUGAAGAGCCCUUCAGACGGUCCCGUGACGAGCACGAAGCCCCAGCCGCCGUGGGUGACUGCGCCAAGCCGGAUAGGCAGUUUCAUUGCGCCGUUCACGCGGCCCGCGGACAUGAAGGCGUACAUGAAGAAGAUGCUCAAGUGGGGGAGACCGAGCUGGGACGGCCACUGGCCGCCGUUCGCAGACUACAUUGGGAAGGAAUACGAUCCGAACCGAUGGGAGCAGUUCGAUAUGGAUUUCAGUAUUUACAACGCCGGGCACGACGACCUCAACACUACGCUGGUCAACAGCCCGAUCGUGUACAAGCCGUUCCCGCAGUACAACAGCCCCGAUUGGCAGGAGAAGUGGCACGGCGAGUAUGCGCCUUGCAUCGGACCUCGCGGCAUCGCGCUGAACGAGAGUGUGGACGAUGAGAUCCAAGCAUACCGCGGCCUGCCCCAGGGCUUCCCCAAGGCAUACGCAGGAGGCUACGAUGUCAUUGGUCUGGACGAGGAUGUGUGCUUCGACCGAUACUCGCGCUACGGCCCCUACGGAUACGGCGACGACGAGUUUCCCGAAGAAGUCAAGGACUGGCGGGCGCCGGAGACGGUGCCCGAGUGGGAAGAAGUGAAAUGGGGUGAGCUGCAGGAUCUCUGUCUGGAGAUCAACAAGAACCGCUACCGACCCGAGGCGCGCUCGCCCAUUGUCAGGAUCCCGAGCACUGCGCUGCCCGCGCCCGCGGCUGCGUCGUCGGCUUUUGCGAUUCCCACCGAUACCAGCCACAGCAACUUGGAGAACCGAGGCAAGUUCGAGAAGAAGUACCACCAUCGCACGGCUAUCCUGAUCCGCGCGUGGACCGGUUACACGUAUGAGGAGAACGAUAUCAUUGCGAUCCGGGCUAUGGUCUCGGAGCUCUCGCUCCAGUCUGGGGGUGAAUACGCGGUCUUCCUUUAUGUGCACGUCAAGGAUCGCGAGCUCAAGAUCUUCGAAGAUCAGGAGCUGUAUGACCGAGUGCUCAAAGAGAAUGUCCCCGAGGAGCUCCGCGAUAUUGCCGUGCUGUGGUCGGAAGCUAUCUUCCCCGACUGGUAUCCCAAGGUUAUGGAUUGGCAGGUCUAUUGGCAGCAGUUUAUGUGCCUGCAGUGGUUCAGUCUGACACACCCCGAGUUCGACUACAUUUGGAAUUGGGAGACAGACGCACGCUACACUGGACACCACUACCACUUCUUCGAGAAGAUCAGCGAGUUCGCCGACAAGCAGCCUAGGAAGCUGCUCUGGGAGCGCAACAAGCGUUACUACCUGCCCGACGUUCACGGAGACUACCAAUCCUUCGUCGAGCAGACCCACAAGGACGUCCUCAACGCCUCAGCCAACUCCCUCAUCCCGCCUCCAGUCUGGGGACCCCGGCCAUGGGCCCGCGCCGAUCCUCCCCAGAAACCGCUCGGCCCAACACCCCCUACAACCUUUGAAGAAGACGACUUCACCUGGGGCGUCAACGAGCCCGCCGACUUCAUCACCCUCCUUCCCAUGUGGGACCCGCGCAACACAACCUGGUCUUACAAAGACAAAAUCUGGAACUACCUCCCUAACAUCCGGCCCAUCUUCACCCCGCAAGACGGCCAAGCCGACUGGUUCACACACCCCGACUUCGAACAGAUUGACCGCCGCGUCUUCAUCAACACCGUCGUCCGCUUCUCCAAGCGCAUGCUGCACGCCAUGCACGAGGAGAACCUCGUCGGCCGCAGCAUGCAGGCCGAGAUGUGGCCGUCGACCGUCGCACUCCAGCACGGCCUCAAAGCCGUCUACGCCCCGCACCCCAUCUUCAACGACCGCCACUGGCCCGCCGCCUACACGGAAGCCAUCUUCGACACCGCGCACUCCGUCAACGACGACGGUGGCCCCGAGGAGAAGCGCCAGGGCGCGUGGUGCGAGGAGGCCGACUCGCCGUACAACCACGACCGCGAGUUCAACUUCCAGGGCUGGAGCUGGUACUACGCGUCGCGCUUCCCGCGCAACCUGUACCGCCGCUGGCUCAACUGGCCGAUCAGCAAGCAGCGCUGGGGCGAGGCCGAGGUCGUCGACGGCGGGCCCGGCAGCGACGGCAGGUUCGAGGAGGAGCGCAUGUGUUUGCCGGGGAUUUUGCUGCAUCCCGUCAAGAAGAUGAAGAAGGACCUUGUCAAGCCGUGAGGAGGCGGUGCGAGAGGAAGAGAAAGAGGAAGAGGGUUGGGGAAAAGUAUUUUUAUAUCUGGUAUAUCUUCGCUUCGUGCGGACGCUUGCGUCUGCGGGGGUUUUUGGACGAUAACGCGGGGGCUUGCAGAUUUGGAUGACAUUCGGUUUAGAUGAAAGGGGAAUUAUCAUUUCUACGGCGCUUGGGGCGUAGCGACUUGCAUUCGCGGAGGCAUUGUUCUCGAAGAGACGUUUCUCUCGUCUUUCUCUUUCUCACAU
Molecule: messenger RNA, 2959 nt
Organism: Boeremia exigua
Lineage: Eukaryota; Fungi; Ascomycota; Dothideomycetes; Pleosporales; Didymellaceae
Exons: 1
Coding region: 293-2701 (802 amino acids)
Source: RefSeq, a predicted model, not a curated record